Messenger RNA from Aspergillus saccharolyticus JOP 1030-1, 3085 nucleotides. RefSeq lists its product as uncharacterized. Gene Ontology annotation, cellular component: U2-type post-mRNA release spliceosomal complex. The transcript has 8 exons. Gene Ontology annotation, biological process: spliceosomal complex disassembly. Lineage: Eukaryota; Fungi; Ascomycota; Eurotiomycetes; Eurotiales; Aspergillaceae. The record is from RefSeq and is a predicted model, not a curated record. The coding region runs from base 86 to 2983 and encodes 965 amino acids.
CUUUUCUGGAUUGUUAUUUCGAUUAUUCAGGAAAAAGGAGAGAACGAGGCGUGCUCUAAUCUCUACUUUGUGUUAUAUCCUCACAAUGAGCUCAAAAUCUGCCAAUCGACGGAAACCCCGCAGGAUUGGAGGAGAUGACGAAGAUAGCGACAGUGGGGAGCAAGACUCUGGACCCGUGGUCAAGCGCCCGACAAACUUGAAAGCAAAACAGAAGUCGAAAUUGCGUCUCUCCUUCGGCCCAGGCGAGACGUCGAUGACGGAUCAUAGUGGUGAUGGCGAAAACGAAAGUGAGGUGGUGAUGCCGAAGCGGCAUGGCCUGGGCAGACGGGCACUGGAAAAGAGCGCCUUUCAGAGGUCUUUGGCACCUUCUGGGACUGGUAUUCCUCCUUAUUUGAGGGUGGGACCUGAACAAGAUCGGCCGAGCUAUAGUCAGGACUAUUUGAAGCAGUUGCGCGAGUCGACACCAUCAACCCCGAAGGCGACAAGCACUGAGGAGGAGAAGGAGAAGAUUAUCGAUGUUGCUGCCAAGUUCGGUGAAGUGAUAAAGGCAUCAGCGCCAACGGCUAUUCCCAGCGAAGCGGAGAUUAGUGAGAAGAAAGCUCGGAGAGCACGUCUCGCGAAAGAAAACGGGAGUCUCUCGACCACGGAGAAGGACUUUAUCUCUCUUAAUGUCGAUGGUGACGAUGACGAGUGGGAUUUGCAGGGCGGACGGGAACAACCUGAAGAUACCAGAUUAAUUCGCGAUGACGAGGAUUUUGCCGAGGGGUUCGACGAAUUUGUGGAAGACGGUCGCAUCUCUCUCGGGAGGAAGGCAGAGCGCGAACAGCAGAGACGGCAACGCGAAGAAAUGCGAGAACUCAUUGACGAUGCCGAGGCACUUUCUGGAGAGGAUGAUUCGGACCUCGAAGAAAAGGCAGCCUACGAAGCUAAGCAAACACGAGCUGCGAUGGGUCAAAGUCAUCGCGGCAGUACCGAUCGACCCAGAACUCCACCUAAGGUGACCUCCCUUCCACGUCUCGCUCAUUCCCUUGAGCGACUACGUAUGAACCUCGCAAUACUGGAGAAAUCCAAAGCCCGGAUGAUCGAUCGCAUGGAGGAAUUGCGAAAAGAAAAAGCAGACAUAGCUGUUCGCGAGGUGGAAAUCCAGGUUUUGAUCAAAGAGGCGGGAGAUACGUACGAAAAGCUCAAGCAGGAAGCAGAAGCAUCGUCCGGUGUCGAUGGAGCAAUAUUUGACGUCUUGUUGGCCCUCUCAAACAUGAGUUCGCCACCCUUUGUCUCUUGGUCCCAUCAGCCGUCGCGUAAGACCGAGCGUGCCGAAGAAGAAACUAGCCAGUGUCAUCGGAGUGUGAUUCCUUUCAUUGAGUCGCCUAUCGACGAGAAAUAUGGAGAUCCACCUCACCUUUAUCAUCACUCGGAUGCAACUGCAAUUGAACUAUUCUUCGACCUAUUCUUCGUCGCCAAUCUCUCAACGUUUACGGCUACGCAUGAGAUCAACAACGUUGAAGCGCUGGGAGCAUAUGUGGGUUUCCUUGGGGUGGUCUGGUUCACCUGGCUUCAAGUGACCUUGUUUGAUAUUCGAUUCGCUCGCGACUCCAUCUUUGAGCGGAUCUGCAAGGCUAUCCAAUUGGCGGUGAUGGUGGGAUUUGCAUCGGCCGGAACUCGAUUUACCACCCGGGUGCGAGAAGAGAAUGUUUGGGCUUUUCAAUCUUUGAGCCUGAUUCUCGGCGUGAGUCGGCUUUUGCUUUCUAUACAAUACACUGUCAACGCCGUGUUUCUAAGCAAACGCAUGAGGUCUGCGGCUAAGAGGGUCUAUUUCAUUGUCGCAACGUUAUUUAUCACGGGAUUCAUAUACUUAUGGAUGUACUUCGCUUUCCGCAGUCCAGGCGUGAGCGGUACCUAUGCAUGGAUUGUCUGGUUUGUGCUCUUCGUCAUCGAGAUGUGGGUAGUCAUGGGGGCGUCUUCCGCGAGAGCCGGGAUCGGUCUUCAAGACACUCAUUUGAAUGUAAGGAUGGGGCUGCUGACCCUGAUCAUCCUUGGCGAGGGCGUCAUCGCUAUUACUAGGAUUGUCAACAAGACAGUCGGGCCGGGAGGAUGGACUAAGUGGUCGUUUGCUCAUAUCCUGGGGGUCACGACUAGUGUGUAUUUCCUGUGGCAAGUGUACUUCGAUCUCUCCCCACAGCGCCCCAUGGGUAAAUUCGCUCAGCAGAUCUGGGGUCAGCUUCAUUUCCCGUUUCAUGUUGUGCUUAUCCUCUUGCUCGAAGGCUCCCAGAUCCUUGCUUUGACUCUUGACAUCACGCUUAAACUUAAGUACUUGACUGAGACGAUCCUGUGGACCUGCGAAGAGCCAAGACCUAGGGCGGAAGAGGCCAUUCGUCUGCUGCAGACAACCAUUGCCGAUAUGGAGAUCAACUAUGGCCGGGGUGCAGUGAACGAGCAGAUCUCAAUUUCUCGAAUCUUGGAUGAUCUUUCCUACCAGCCGCUAUGCCCUUCGGAUGGACCUGAUGAAUUCCCUGUCACUAGUGACCUUCUUAGCAACCUGGUCGGAAAUGUCACUGCGGCUUUAUUCUCCAGUAUGGGGAUCAUGCCCUCUAAAAAUGCCCAUAUCGGCUCAAUGGGCAGUGACCGGUUACUGAGGAUGUACAUGGAGCUCCUAAGUUUUGUUUAUGUUUAUUAUUUUGUGGUUGCGACGCUCGCGAUGUUCCUCUUCGCCGCGUUCGUCUUAUUAACACGUCGCCAUGCCCGUGGUGUCUGCGCCGCUAUCAGUGUGGCAGUUCGUGUCUGUUUUGGCAUAUUUCUAGCCGGUUCGAUCAGCUUUUCGCGGCACUUUUCACUGGUCUAUUCUUUCAUGACAUCUCCGGCUAUUCUUUAUGCAUUCACGCUGAUUCUGCUGACCGUGCUUCUCGUCGACCGAUUUCUGGACCGUCAUGGACAGCGCAUCAAUCCGAAGUGGGGAUGGAAGCACUCAUUCGGAGCUCUUUGGUAGAAGUUUUCAUCAUGGUUCCAUGAAGAGGGUUUUUGGGACCAUCAUUUCUACAUUAUCCAUAAAGACGGCAGUGACAAAUACAUUCCAACCCCGGCUGUCGCC